Exserohilum turcica Et28A is the source of this 1047-nucleotide messenger RNA. RefSeq lists its product as uncharacterized. Bases 61 to 1047 code for a protein of 328 amino acids. Gene Ontology annotation, molecular function: NAD+ binding; glycerol-3-phosphate dehydrogenase [NAD(P)+] activity. Gene Ontology annotation, biological process: glycerol-3-phosphate metabolic process; fatty acid metabolic process. Gene Ontology annotation, cellular component: glycerol-3-phosphate dehydrogenase (FAD) complex. Lineage: Eukaryota; Fungi; Ascomycota; Dothideomycetes; Pleosporales; Pleosporaceae. The transcript has a single exon. The record is from RefSeq and is a predicted model, not a curated record.
AAGAUGCAUCUUGCUUCGCGCCCACACUUUCCACACUUUCCAUUUCAUCUAUAAUUCAAAAUGCCACACUCAACAAACUCAGCACCAGUCCAGCAUGUCACUGUCAUCGGCAGCGGCUCCAUCGGAGCAUCAUGGGCUGCUCUCUUCUUAGCACAAGGCCUCACCGUGACGGCCUUUGACAUCAAUCCAGCUGCUGAAGCGACGCUGAGGAAGCUCGUCACCAACACGCUUCCUGUACUGCAAUCUCUGGGCCUUGACAAGAGCGCCUCUGCAUCUCCCGAAAACAUCGCCUUUACAACCGACCUUGCCACGGCCCUGAAGGAUGCCGACUUUGUGCAGGAGAAUGGUCCUGAGCGAUUAGAUCUCAAGCAGAAACUCUUCAACGACAUGGCCGCAUUGGUGCGCCCAGAUACCAUCAUCGCCACCUCAUCCAGCGGCCUGACAUGUACAUCGAUCCAGUCUGGCAUGGACGCCGCCUCGCAUCCCGAGCGCAUUAUAGUUGGCCAUCCCUUCAACCCGCCGCACCUGAUUCCGCUCGUGGAAGUUGUGGGCGGCGAGAAGACAGCCCCAGAGACAAUUGAGCGCACCCUGGCAUUCUACACAGUCAUUGGCAAGAAAGCCGUGCACGUCAAGAAGGAAGUUGUCGGACACAUUGCAAACCGGCUACAGGCGGCGCUGAUGCGUGAGAUGCUUCAUAUGGUGCAGAACGACAUCUGCAGCAUCUCAGAUAUCGACAACGCCAUGGCGUACGGGCUAGGCCUACGCUGGGGCAUCAUGGGCCCCAAUACACUGUUUCAUCUCGCCGGUGGUGAGCAAGGUGCUCAGCACAUGGCGGACCACCUGCUGGGGCCGCUAACAACGUGGUGGGCGCAGGAGGACCCUGUUCUAGACGAUGAUCUGAGGAAGAAGUGGGUUGAUGGCACCAUGGAGGCAAUUAGCGAGAGGAAGUUCGAUGAUCUAGUUACGCAGCGCGAUGCAGAGCUAGUCAAGUUGCUGAAUUUGAGGAAGGACUGGGACGGCUACGCGGAAGAGAGGAAGGACUUGUAA